GUUUGCUGGGAAUUAGUUAAAAGUGUUGGUAAUAGUAUUAUUGAAGGGAAAGAAUUGACCAGUACAUGUUUACCAAUCGCUCUAUUUGAAGCUAGAUCAUUUUUAGAAAAGGUUACUGAUACAUGGGGAUUUGCGCCACUUUAUUUACAAAAGGCAUGUGAAACCAAUGAUCCUGUAGAAAGAUUAAAACUAAUAGUCAGCUUUGCAGUUUCUGGGCUUCAUUUAACAACUACCAUUGCUAAACCAUUUAACCCAUUACUAGGAGAAACUUUCGAAUGUGACUUAUCAGAUGGAUCAACUGCAUUCAUCGAACAAAUUUCCCACCAUCCACCAAUUAGCUCAUGGAGAUUACACGAAAAAAAUGGAAGAUACAAGUAUACUGGAAAUGUUUGCUGGUCAGCUUCUUGUCGUGGAAAUGUCGUUAGAGGAUGUUUAAAGGGUCCCCAUAAUAUUGAAUUUGCUGAUGGCUCUACUAUCAAUUUCAACUACCCAGAUGCACUCAUUAAAGGUAUUUUUUGGAGUGACAGAGUAACUGAUUUCGAUGGUAAAAUGAUAUUCACUGAUGAAAAGAAUAUGUUAGGUGCUGAAAUUAUAUUCAAUCCAAAUGCUUUAGGUUUUGUUAGAAGUUUAUUUACAAAACAAAAAUCACCAUCAGAUACUAUUGUCGGUAAAAUAUUUAGACUACAACAAAAUCAUAUCAACAACAUCAAGAAACAAAACAAUAACGGUUUCAACAAUAUUGAUGAGGGCGAUAUCAUUUCAAAUAUUGAAGGUACAUGGCUCACUCAAUUGUUAAUUGAUAACGUCGAAUAUUGGAAUAUCAAAAUGGUUCCAUAUGGUGUAUUAUACAGAGAUCCAGAAACAACUCUCCCAACAGAUUCAUCUCGUCGUGAUGAUAUAAGAUAUCUAAAAUUAGGAAACCUCGAAAAAGCAAAAGAAUUUAAAGCCCUAAUUGAAGAUAAACAAAGACACGAAGCAAAAUUAAAGAAGGAAAGUGAAAAAAAAAAUAAAAAAGAAAAAAACUGA
Messenger RNA from Dictyostelium purpureum, 1026 nucleotides. RefSeq lists its product as uncharacterized. The transcript has a single exon. Gene Ontology annotation, cellular component: cytosol; membrane; intracellular membrane-bounded organelle. The annotation marks the transcript as partial. NCBI's taxonomy places the organism in Eukaryota, Evosea, Eumycetozoa, Dictyosteliales, Dictyosteliaceae. The record is from RefSeq and is a predicted model, not a curated record. Gene Ontology annotation, molecular function: sterol binding.